GGUUAAGUGUAUGGUGGGGGGCUGUAGCGGCGUGUAUAGUGUAGUGACGGUUAUCCGCUAGCUUCGUCGGCAUCAGUCAUGCUGUUAAUUGUCGCGGUGAGGUCGGUGUAUGUUUAACAACAGAUUAUAUACUUAAACGCCCCCGUCGCUCGUCCGCUGCUGCAGUGUACGUAGAUAUAGUGUGUUAUAUUAUUCGCUAGUUUGGCGACCGGUACGUAACAGCCUCUUAGUGUCUUUGUGUGUUAAUGUUGCACUGUUUUCAUCUGCCGCCUUAUUCGUAAACAUUAUAUACUCGAGUGUACUCUAAAUAGCGGUCAUUAAGUGAAAAAAAUUGGUGUUUUUUUUUCGUACCUCGUUUCGUACUCUUCUGCCAUCCUCAUCAUCAUCUGCGACCUAUACGAGUGUUGUGUUGUGAUAGUGUUAUACCUAUUACGCGUAUUUACCAAUCAUAUCCAUCCUAUCCUCUCAUUCCUCGUGCGUAAUUUUCGAGUGAUCAUUAGUGCUGUGUUGUGAUUUGUUCGGUGCGUGAAAAAUUCGAAAUUCUAAAUUUUACCUACUGUACCAGACCUAUACCAUGUCGUGCUGUACUAAUUUGUUGUUUACCUGUUGAUAACUCGUCUUCUUCGGUUCCUCCUGCGAAGUACUGACGUGUUGAUGAAUUCUUGCAAAUCGUUUUAACCUAGAGAUGUUUUAUUUCGAUAAUUAUUUCACAUUACAAGAGAAAUUCAAAGUCGAUGGUAAUGCUCACAGCGCGGCCAUGAAAACGGAAGAAUUAUUUGGCGUAGAGUCGAUGGACUGUUCGACGAUGACGAGCAGCGACGUAAAAUGCUGCGGCGGCAGCGACGACCUCGACGACAGCAAAGACUUAUCCAGUAGUAUUUCCUCGAUGGUAGACGACAACGAUAGAACCAACGGUACCAGUAAUAAUAGUAGCUGCAGUAACAACAACAACGACGAUUGUUGUAGCAUUUCGAAUAGCGGAGACCACCGCGACGACCUAUGCGGCACGGGUUCGACGACGACGGCAACGACGACGACGAAAACUUGUAGCAGUAGCAGUAGUAGUAGUCUGGACGACGAUAUGCAAGACUUAUACGGCAGUAGGAACUACGGCUUGCCUAGCUCCAGACCUACCAUGAUCAGCGCCAAAUAUCGCCAAAAAGAAGAAAGGCGAAAAGUGUUGAAGUUAUCGAUGCACAAGCUGAAACGUAUCGAAGAUCCGGAGAGCUCGUUACGACGCUCGGUACUGAUCAACAAUACGGUGAAACGUUUGCAACGCGAAGCAAAGGAAGAAAAAUCGCAAAAAAGUCAAAUUACUUCGAGUCUGGCGUCGCAAAACAAAUGUUUCGGUUUGACGAGCGACUUUUUAGUGAAACAAGAAGAGAACCUGAAAAACGACUACGUUGUUGGCGGUUCGCUCAGCAGCCGGACGUCCGAUCAGCUGCUGGACAUAACGAAUUUACCGGACGGUAAAACGUGCUCGAAAUACGGCAACGAUUGCCUAGACUGCGACGAGGCGAUUUCCGAUCUGACAUUCCCCGGCGACCGAAGCCUCUCCAAAGGACGUAAACGAUCUAUCGACGAGAUCGAAGAGGAAUGCGACGUUCUAAGUCAAUUUUAUUUACCACCGCCUACGCCUCACGUGCCUCAUAUGAUAUCGAAGCUAGACGAAGACGAAGACGAAGACGUUAACGUAGUCGAUAUCGAUACACCAGUCGAAUCGCUGACGAAAAAGAGACGCGGAUGCGGCGACUCGUCCGAUACCCUUAGUUGCUGUCUAACCGCCGCCGAUCGUCUACGCGACAAUUUACCAUCGUCGCAUUUCGACGAAUGGUCCAUGGAUGAAAGUAUACUACUUCAAGCUACCGCCCAAACUUCGCAACCGGCUCCUAGCUCGUCUCCUUUUUCCUGCGGUCAUUCGUCCAUGCUGAAUGAAAUAGUCGUUUAUCAUAAUCUAAUCGCCUCGUUAGAAUCGUAGCAUUUAAUCUAAAUGGUGUUGUACCCAAUGUGAACGCCGCACAGUUUAGUAAAAUGGGACCCAACCGGGGUCCAGACUCCCUUGUUUUUCUUUUUUCAUUAAUUAUUUUGUUUUUUUUUCUUUUGUUUGUGUACGUGUAUGUAUAUCGCGUCUCCGCGGAGCCAGCGAGUAUUUAUAUUACUUCCCCCCCCCCAACUUUAUAUUACGCGAAAUUUGAUUCUCUCUUAAGAUGUGUUUGUCCCCCCCCCCAUUCUCCCAUUUGUAAUGUCCUUCUCGUGUAUUAGAAUUUAAGCUGUAUGUAAACAUGUGUGUGUGUUUUUUUUCCUUUCUUAUGUAUUUGUAUAGGUAGUACCUUCUGUUUUCCUCUCUAUUUCUGUCUUUUUCUCUCUUUUGUAUAAUUCUUCUUCUCUCUAUACCUAUUUAUAUCGUGUAUUUUUAUUUUAUGUUGUAUUUUCGCCUUGCGCAUGGAUAUAUUUUUUUUUCUGUCUCACACACCCUACUCUUUUAUACUAUUACGGGUUUUCAUCGAAAAUUUAAUGAAAUUUAAUUCAAUUUUUUUUUUUUUUUUUGGUAUUCGAUGCCUCAUUCAGGUUGCCAUAUAUUUUGUUGCCGAGGUUUAGAAUAUGUAUUGUUGUUUUUUUUCUUUUAAUUUUUUUCUGUGUUUUUCAUCUCUUAGUUGAGAUUUUUUUAUCGUGAUGACAGUGGAUUGUGUAGCCUAUUUUUUUUUUUUUUUUGGCUAUUUUUCUCAAUUUCGAGGUUACCGGGUCCGCGUGUUUUGGUGGUUUGUUACACACUGUGAUAAUGCGAUGAAAUUUUACGCAUUUUGGUACCCGUGUAUGAAAUUGGAUAGAUUAAAAAAGGCUUCCAAAAUUUUUUUUUCAAUAUUAAACAAUAUAAUAAUGGUGCUUAAACUUAUAAAUUCGAGCGUUAGUGUCGACUUAAAAUAUAAGAUUAUGGUUAUUAAUACGCUGACAGAUAAAAAUUUUUGAAUGUAACCCAUGUUUGUCUCCUUUCAUGUUUUUAGAACCAGUUUUAAACUUUGUAAUUGAAAUUAGUUAAAUUUACCUAUUUUUAUUCUGUUUUUUGGAAGAAGAGUUAUGCCCCAGGAGGGUUUUUAAAAACUGAAGUUAUCGAUUUUUGACCUAUUUUACUUCAAUGUUAUCAAAAUAAAAUUUUAAACUUUGUUGUUCAAAUUCGAAAAUUUUUUUCUGCCCUGUUUUUGAUAAAAGAGUUCUGCGCCAGGAGGAUUUUUAAUAAUAUUUUAUUGAUUUUGGUUCUUCUCAGAUCUGGUGUAUUUGAAACUGAUUUACACUUUGGUGACUAAAAUUGGCCGAAUUUUAAAUUUUUUCAUUUUUUCGAUAAAAGAGUUCUGCGCCAGGAGCAGUUUUGUAAAAUUGUGGUUUCAUCUUAUGAUUGUUUUUUCUCCUCGUGUUAUUCAAACAUGAAUCGAAACUUGUUCAUUCAAAUUGAAAAAAAUUAAUUUUCCUCUCUGAUUUUCAAUAGAAGAGUUCUGCGCCAGGAGGAGCUUUGAAAAUUCAAUAUCAAUUCUUGUUCUUUUUGGAUCCGAUGUUUCUGAAAUGAAUUUUGAUCUUCAUGAUUGAAAUUGAUCCUAUUUAUUCAUUUAUUCAUCAUUUUCAAAAAAAAAGAGUUCUGCGCCAGGAGGAUUUUUGAAAAUUUAAAUGAUUAAUUUUUGAUUUCUUUUACUUGUUGGCAUUACUGAAAUAAGUUAACAAAUUCAUUACUGGAAUUGACAAAAAAAUUUCUACCCGAGUUUUGAUGUGGGAGUUCUGCGCCAGGAGGAUGUUGAUGAUGAAUCAUUGAUUUCUAUUCUUUUUAGAUCUGGCGUUUUUAGAACUAAUGUAGUCCUUGGUGUGUAAAAUUGGCCAAAUUUAUCAAUUUCUUUUAGAUUUUUCAAUAGAAGGAGUUCUGCGCCAGGAGCAACUUUGUAAAAUCGAGGUUUCAUUUUUUUUAUUGUUUUUACUCUCAUGUAAUUUAAUAUGUUUCAAAACUCAGUUGUUGAAAUUGAAAAAAAAAAUACUUUCCUCCUUGGUUUUCAAAAAAGAGUUCUGCGCCAGGAGGAUUUUUAUCAAGUGAAAAAUUGACGGUUUUGCAUCUUUUUUAGUCUCAUGCUAUUCAAAUCAAUUCUAAACCUUUCAUGAAAUAAGUAAAAAAGAUUUUCCUCUAUCUUUUGAAAAAGAGAGUUCUGCGCCAGGAGCAUUUUUAAACAUAAUUUCUUUUUCAAACUUGGAUGAUUCUGGAAGGGUUAUGUAAGUUGAUGACUGAAAUUGACCAAAUCUAUUCGUUUUCCCUGGUUCUUGAAGAACAGAGUUCUGCGCCAGGAAGAUUUUUAUGAGCGGUUUUGGUGUUUUUCCUUUUGGAGAUCUGAUGUUUUUUUGAAAAGAUUUAGAGUCCUGGCGAUCUAUUUUUCAAUGACUCACAUAAAGAGUUCUGCGCCAGGAAGAUUUUAAAUAAACGAAUUGAUCCAUUUUCGACCUUUUUCACAUUAACCUUAUUAAAAUAGGUAGCUUUAAUAUUCGUUUCUAAAAUCAACGAAAAUUCCCUGUCUCCUUUGGUUUGAAAAAAUUGAAUUCUGCGCCAGGAGGACUUCUUACCAAAAUUAAAAUCUGCAAAACACGAUUCUUCGGAAUUAAAAAAAUUGAAAUGGGGUUAUAAAAUUUAUGUAUCGUAAAAAUGUGGCCCACCUCGAAUAACUUGGUCCAUUUUCAUCUAAUUCUAAAAAAAAGUGUAUGAAUUAAACCCUCUUGAUGGAAUAUUCAUCACACCCUCGUUCGAAAACGAUUUUUAAGAUAAAAUUUCCAGUAUUUGUCGAGCACUAAAAGACGUUCUCUGUUCAGUGUUGAAAUUCCAUAUCCGUCGACGCACAUUCGAUUUAUAGUAACAUUUUUUCUCGCUUCAUUAUCGCAACUUAUAUUUUCUCUGGGUACGCUUCGAAUGGAAAAUUGUUUUUUACCAUUUUUUUUUUCUAAGCUUCAUAAUUUUGAUAAUGUAAAUAAUUAUUUUGUUUUAAAAAAAAUACAAAAGAAAAAAACAAUCGUGUGUGCCGUGUACAUAAUCGUCAUUUAAUUGAUACAUGUUUUGAUUUUACCAAUUUCAACGAAACCAACAUUUUUAAAAAUUUUUGUUUUCCAUUUUUUUUUUUAUUAUUUUGUUUUAUUCUUUUACAUAUUGACAUAACUUUCAACGCUGUCAAGAAGAUGAGGUAAUGCUUAUUCUACAUGACUUUUUUUUCGUUUAGUUUGUUUUUUUUUCGUUUUUUUUUGUUUGUUCUGUUUUUUUUUUUUUUUUUUUACUAAUGAGCUUGCGCUGAGGUGGGAAAAUUAUUUAUGUAUAAAACGGUGGCGGCUUGUGAAAGUGUUCAAUUUCGCGAUAGUAAUUAAGUUGCGCACUCUAUGACAUAUAAUCGUAAGUUGUGCACUGUGUUGGAUUUUUUUUUUGUUUUUAGAGAAAAUGUGGAAGUGAUGAUGGAUGCGCUUUUUUGUAUUUUUGUUACAAGUUUUUGCUGUACCUACUCGUUUUAUACAAUUACGAAAAAUCUACUUAGUUGAAUUUUUUACAUGGUUUUUUCCACUUUGAUAUUCAUCAGCCGCCACUGCUGUGUACAAGUAUUUUUUUUUUUUUUUUUAUAACGGCCUUCGAUGUAUCGGCCAAAUUACCAUUUAUACGUUGACGCUUCAGCAGAGACGGCAAAACGCACGAUAGGGUUUUUAAUGAAAAAAUUUACAGAGUGUUUAUAUGAAACAUUUUAUUAUGUUCCCAUGUAAAUUUACAUACAUAAAUGUACUCUUUAAGACAAAAAAAAAAGUAAUCGAUGUUGAAAAAUUACGAAAAAAAUAUCAUUGUAAAUACUGUUGUAAAAAUCGUGUUACUUUUAACGAUAUAUUAGUGUUCAUACGGUGUAAAGAAGUUUUGUAAGGUUUUUUUGCUUUCUGCGCGAAUGUUACCAAUACACAAAUGAUAAUGAACGCUGGUAUUAGUGAUAUUUUAGAGUGCUGCUUUUGUGUGUGAUAAAAAGUAAAUAAUUUUUAUUUGUACAAUACACUGUGAUUACUAAUAUUGCCCUUAACAAUAUUUUUCUCCGUGAGCCGUUUACUAGUUUUUUUGUUUCUUUGGCCCGUACAAUAUAAUAAUAUGUUUUUUCAUUUAAAAUGUGUGGAAAUAAAAGCUUUCACCGUAUCGGUGUGAGCAUCGCUCUCUAUAGAAUAUUUAUUCAACUGGCUUGGAAACGUUCUCCUUUCAACGUUUUAUCGUUUAUUUUCCUUAGCGUAGGACUUUUUUUUUUUUUUUUUGUUUUCCUUUAUAAGAUUUUGCGAUGUUACGGCAUUAAAUAGUAAUAAAGUAAGAACAGAUUUGUUAGGCUGUGCUUAAAGUUAAUUUAAUGUACGUACCUGUGUUUUUCCUUUUAUUUUUUUUUCUUGUAAUGAAUUUAUUAUUGUUGGGGCAAAUUUUUUUUCGAAGAUAUUUACUAUUGGGAACAAUUUAUUAUUUAAAGAAGUGAUUUUUUUUUUUUGCUUUUUACAUUCUUUCGCUUCCACAUUUAUAAUUUGUAUAUAGAAACCGAUUUAGUUGUGUUUUAAGCAUGCAUAAUAUAAUACAUACACUCGUGUAUAAAUUUUUAUUUUAUUUUUUUUUCUGCGGUCGCGAAUUCAUUAUAUACCUUAUGUUUAAUCAAUAUUAUUAAUUUUAUUGAUUGUUGUAAUAUUAUUAUGAUAACAAGUAAAUGUCUCAUUGAUUUUUC
Planococcus citri (citrus mealybug) is the source of this 6734-nucleotide messenger RNA. RefSeq lists its product as uncharacterized. Gene Ontology annotation, molecular function: transcription regulator activity. The transcript is spliced from 2 exons. Lineage: Eukaryota; Metazoa; Arthropoda; Insecta; Hemiptera; Pseudococcidae. Gene Ontology annotation, cellular component: nucleus. The record is from RefSeq and is a predicted model, not a curated record. Bases 686 to 1978 code for a protein of 430 amino acids.